GCACCGAGGACUCCUGGUUAGCCGCAGGCCGGCAGGCCAGGAACUUCAACGGGUGCGGGAGAGGAGCGACCCUCCCAGCAGCUCACUGCACGUCCGAGGCCAGAGCCUCCAGGGAGCGCGGGUCGGAAUUAGAGUCCAGGUGGGAAGCAGACGCGAAACCGGGCAGCAGCGCGAGCGAGAGGGGAGAAGGGGCGCAGCGUCUGGGGCCGAGCGGGUUUCGUCCCCCGCGUCCAGCUCCGAGCUCCGAGCGGGCGUUCUCUCGGAGGGGCGCAGGGGUCCCCCGCACAGCGUCCCCCUCCCCAGCGUCUAAGAAGGGUCUCCGAUCAGGAACAGGGAUCUGCGGUCAUGGCCGAGCCCGCGGAGCCGGAGCGGGGCGCCCCUGGGGCCCUGGGGCUGCCCGAGUCCCUUGCGCUCAUGGCAGCAGGACCGGGCGAGCUGGAGGCCCCCGGCCGGGAGGCAGACGGGGAGGAGGCCGGCGAGGGCGCUGCGGCGGCGUCGGGGGGCGAGGGGGCGGGCGCAGCCCCGACGGCGGCGGCGGUGAGGGGGCGAGAAGGCGCCGCGCCGGAUGGAGGGAGCGCCGGCGAGCAGGCGCUGGGCGCGGACAGCAGCCCCGGGGCCGAGCCGCGGGGCGCGGGGGCGGCGCAGGGCGAGGCGGGGGCCGGGGCCUCCCAGGCGGAGAAGGAGGCGAACCCCGGGCUCGGCGGGCAGGGUGAGGUCCCCGCGGAGGCUCAGGGGGAACCCGGGAACCCCGCGGUCCCCGAGGCGAAGGAGGAGGCGGAGCGCGGAGCGGAGGCAGCGGGAGGCAGUGCGCCCAGGGCGCUGGGGGCCAGCAUGGACGGCGGGGGACCGGCGGGAGGGGUGCCCGGGGUCGAGGGCGGGCCUCAGGACCGAGGGGACCGGAGCCCCGGGGACCAGGCGGAGGCGAUCGAGGCCGGAGAGGAGGAGGGUGAGGGCGGCAGUCCUGCGGGGCUUGCGGGGGAGCCUCGGGGUGCUGCUGCGGGCGCCUCGGAGGAGGAGGCGGGAGUCCCGGAGGAAGAGGAGGCGGAGGUCCCGGGGGGCGAGGAGUCCGAGGAAGUGGCCGCUGGGGACGCGAGGGCAGAAGCUGGCAAGGACGGGGAGCGGGGUGCGCCCCAGGAGGAGAUGGAGAAGGCAGAGGGGGCGAGGCGAGAGAGCAGCCCGGAGGGGCCAGGCGAGCAGGCCGCAGCCGGGGGCCAGGAGGAGCUCCCCGACGGCAGCACGGAUGCCGAGGCAGCCUCGCCGACCGAAGCCCAGGAGCCAGAGGCCGAGCUCAGCAACCACCUGCUGGAGGAGGGCAGCUCCGAGGGUGGCGAGGAGACAGCGCGGGUGAAUGGCCGCGGGGAGGAUGGCGAGGCGUCUGAGGAGGGGACCUCGGGGCAGGAGCACGACAUCACCCUCUUCGUGAAGGCUGGUCGUGAUGGUGAGAGUAUUGGAAACUGCCCAUUUUCUCAGCGUCUCUUUAUGAUUCUCUGGCUAAAGGGAGUUAUAUUUAAUGUGACAACAGUGGACCUGAAAAGGAAACCCGCCGACCUGCAGAACCUGGCUCCCGGAACAAACCCCCCGUUUAUGACCUUUGAUGGGGAAGUCAAGAUGGAUGUGAACAAGAUCGAGGAGUUCUUAGAGGAGAAAUUAGCUCCCCCGAGGUACCCUAAGCUGGGGACCCAACACCCUGAAUCGAACUCUGCAGGAAAUGAUGUGUUUGCUAAAUUCUCAGCAUUUAUAAAAAACACCAAGAAGGAUACACAUGAGAUUUAUGAAAAGAACCUGUUAAAGGCUCUGAAGAAGCUGGAUAAUUACUUAAAUAGCCCUCUUCCAGAUGAAAUCGAUGCCUACAGCACCGAGGAAGUUGCUGUUUCUGGAAGGAAGUUCCUGGAUGGCGAUGAGCUCACGCUAGCCGACUGUAACCUCUUACCCAAGCUUCAUAUUAUUAAGAUCGUGGCCAAGAGAUACAGAGAUUUUGAAUUUCCUCCUGAAAUGACUGGCAUCUGGCGAUACUUGAACAAUGCUUAUGCUAGGGAUGAGUUCACAAAUACAUGUCCAGCUGACCAGGAGAUUGAACGUGCGUACUCAGAUGUUGCAAAAAGAAUGAAGUGAAGCUGGGUGUACUCUGUGUUUUUUCUCAGUAUGAAAAGAGUGCAUUCUCUAUGUUUCCUUCCAAUAACUGUGACGCCCAUGUUUUGCUAAUGCCAUAUCAUAAUGAGAUCGACUCAACACCAAAUGAUAUGGGUCCUGGUAACUGGUCAGCUCAUUUUGUGUAUCUGAAUAAUAGCAGUCUUUGUUGUUAUUUCCACCAAUUGUCCAGUUUAUGUUAAUUUAUAUCUUCGACACUCACUGACAUUGUCACCCAUGCUAUUUAGGGCAUGUAUUUUGCCUUUUAAGUUUUAAAGCAAAUUGGAUUUGGGUUCAAUUCCUCCUUCAAUUUUUAAAAAAUUUGGGAGUUUUCAUUAUCAGGGGUACCCUGUUUUUCUCCUCUAAGAGAGUAGCUCAGUUAUUUUUCAGAAUGAAAAUACUGUUUCUGUAAUUAUAAAAUGAUACAUGCCUAUUUUGAUACUUUAAAUCAAUGUCAGAGAGUAUACAAAAGCAAGAAAGAAAAUCACCUAAUAUUUCACAAACUAUUGAUAACUCAUUGAAGAGCAUCUUCCAAAUCUUCAGUCUCUCUCACACACACUCAUUCACACCACAUACAAUUCCAUUCAUAUGUGGCAUUGCAUUACUUUAUUUUAAAGAGCGGGUGAGUGGACCUCUUGCUAAUGACUUGAUCAUCUGUAGAAGACCUAAAACAAACAAAAAGAUUCAGCAUUGAGGAGCUAGGCACUCUGUCGGGGAUCAGGUUUCCCAGGGGCAGAGCCCUAAGAGUCCACAGACCUACAGGGACCAGCAGGGACCCACAGGCACUGGAAGCCAGUGAGGGUCCCCACCCUGCUUGUCACCACCUCAUUGAUGCCACAGCCUCUGGUUCCACGGCAGGCCACUGAUGAGACUGCCUGUCUGUGCACCCCAUUCCAACCUUCUUUCUGGCGCCUUCUCUUGCCCCCUCUCGUCUCACGGAGACCAUGCCUUCAUGAGGACUCUCAGUGUCUCUGCAAGAUGGACAGUCCCCCUGCCCUGUGGGAAACGAGACUCAAGCACACCUGGAUUCCUUCUAGUGGCCACUGCCUCUGAGACCCAAUGCUGCAGCUCUUCAGCAAUGGUGUGGUGUGGGUUGGUCUGAUUUUUGUUGCCUCUCUGCCCUUUAUGGGAUCAUUUCAAGGGCAUCCAGGGAAAAUCCAGAGACUAAAUUCAUGGUGGCUACUCCGGGACAGUUCUGGUAAAUAGUCAAGUUGGGGAGGAAGUGGAAACUAUUGACUCAAAAAUUUUUUGGUUUGUCUGUGGCUUGCCCUCCACAUCCCUGCAGCCAGCUUCUCUUCGGCAGUGGCGUGUGGGCUGGGCUGCUGGGCUUCAGCUUGAGGUGUGGAAGACAGACUGGGAGGCUGUUCAGAUACGCAUCGAGACCUCGCAGGGUUUGAGCAUGGUCUGCCAGGCUGUGUUCUUCUGACCUUUACACUCAUCUUCCAGAAACCCUCCUGUAAAGCUGCUUGUAGCAUGUGGUUGAUGCUAAGAUG
Molecule: messenger RNA, 3620 nt
Organism: Manis pentadactyla (Chinese pangolin)
Lineage: Eukaryota; Metazoa; Chordata; Mammalia; Pholidota; Manidae
Gene: CLIC6
Product: chloride intracellular channel 6
Exons: 6
Coding region: 346-2112 (588 amino acids)
Cellular component (GO): plasma membrane
Molecular function (GO): D4 dopamine receptor binding; D2 dopamine receptor binding; D3 dopamine receptor binding
Source: RefSeq, a predicted model, not a curated record